GCCUGCGUUCUCUGGCUCCUGUUCUUCUCACUCCCGUUUUCGUCCUCUGUGGAACCAUCCACUGAGCUUUCUUUAGGUGUCGAAUGUAUUAAAGUGGGAUUUUCUUUUCGGAACCAAAAUGUGCCUCCUAGAUGAAAGCUUUUGUUGCUGCCGAGUCUGCUAGGUUACAAUUAUCUCAUGGCAUGCCAGUAAAAAAUUCUCCUGGUUCCAAGCCUGGUACUUUAGUGUUGUGUGAAAGAGUUCAUAUCCGUGGAUUGUCAAGGCUUAAAUAUCUUGGAAAGUUUGCCAACACUGCGAAGCUGAAGAUAUCAGCAACAAAUUCAAGCAUUCGCAUACCGGCCAUUGAGGUUUGUCUCCACAGAAAUACAUCUCUGGGGAUAGGGAUGUGCCCUCACAGCCAGUGGGAGAAGGUUGCCAAGGGCUCCUGGUCUGGGUCCAUGUCACCCUUUGAGGACAAACUCUUAGAUAUACGGACAGCUGGUUCAUCGUUAGAGAGCUUUGAGGUGUCCAUUGAAGAAGAAUUUUUUAGGUAUCGCCUAAUAUUUUUGAUAUUGGGCAUAAUCAUUAUGAGCUUGGCGUCCCUCCUGAGCAAAUCAUUAGUAUUUUAUUACAGCAGUGGAAUGGCAAUAGGGGUGGUCCUUGUCAUCUUGAUUGUACUUUUUCAGGGGAUGAAGCUUCUCCCAACUGGUCGGAAGAACUCUCUUGCAAUUUUUGUGUACUCGUCUUUGGUUGGUUUGGGAUCUUUUCUCCUCCGCUACAUACCUGGGUUAUUGCGUUCAGUACUCACCGAGAUCGGAGUUAGUGAAGACAUGUAUAAUCCUUUGGCUAUAUUUCUUCUGGCUUUUGUUUUUCUGGCUGGAGCAUGGUUGGGCUUCUGGGCAGUCCGCAAACUGGUUCUGACAGAAGAUGGAUCAAUUGAUAUAAUGACAUCUCAGUUUGUUUAUUGGUCCAUCCAAAUUGUGGGUGCUCUUAUGACUUUUCAGAGUUCUGCUGAUCACCUUCUGGCAGCGGAAGCUACAGUAUUUGGAUUCUUAGCAUCAGUAAUAUUGAAGAAAAUCUUUAGAUGGAGAUUCCUCCGUCGUGUGUACAGGUAUCUGUCUUUCCCGUUCUGGAGCUUAGUCAUGGCCUUCCAUUACUAUGAUCUGCCAUCAUUUCCUUCGUCAAUAUCUACAAUGAAAUUGUCGAAAUCACCCAGAAAGAACAGCAGAAGAUUGGAGAUUCCUGAUUCUCCACCUUCUCCGCCUUCUCCACUGUCAGAUUCGGGGUUAUUUGCUUCUACCUUCCACACCACACCUGAAAGGAGAAAAUUCUCAAAAGAAGAGUGGGAAAUGUUCACCGCAGAGACGACAAAGCAAGCCUUGCAAGAACUUGCUUCUUCUCCUGAUUUUCACAGAUGGUGCUCCUCAAAUGUCGAAAGAAUCAGUGUAGGCCCCCGGAGCACGAGAAAAGUUGCUGAUCAACCGCGCCGUUGGUGGCUUCUUUAGUGGUGCUAGGCAAGCAGCUGACAACAUUUCCUUCGCAAUGUCGGCAUGGGCAAAGUUAAGUUGGAAAGAAGCCGAGAUGCGUGUUUGGACAUAGUCUGGAAAGAAGAAGCAGGAACAACUGUGAUGUUGUAAAUUCCAUAGUUUUGUGCGGUUCAUUAUUUUUGAGCAACCUGUAGGCUGUAUGGAACAAAUCGUUGUUUAAGUUAACAGUAGGCU
Molecule: messenger RNA, 1700 nt
Organism: Prunus mume (Japanese apricot)
Lineage: Eukaryota; Viridiplantae; Streptophyta; Magnoliopsida; Rosales; Rosaceae
Source: RefSeq, a predicted model, not a curated record